Oppiella nova is the source of this 490-nucleotide messenger RNA. NCBI's taxonomy places the organism in Eukaryota, Metazoa, Arthropoda, Arachnida, Sarcoptiformes, Oppiidae. The record is from the annotation of a GenBank genome assembly.
GCGUCCAUAGACUGAUAAUCUGAGUGCAGCCGGCGCUGGAUUGCACGCCAACGUUCCCUCGUUCAUACCCGGCCAGCCGUACGGCUACAGCUAUGGUGAGCCCUCUCCACCGCCCACUCAUCCAUACGGCUUAAAGGGUUUCAGCGGUGCCGCCAAUGAUAGCGACAGUUCCGGUACCGGCGCUCAGUCCCUAAACUCCAGUGUUUCCGAUGAUAACAAUAAAACCAAUGACAAUGGUUCGAAACCACAUGUGAUGACUAGCGGCACAAGUAGUUUAAGAGACUCGUCGUCGGGAGGGGUGGCGUCGACCCCAUCGCUCACUCUAACUCAUGCUAAACCUGACGGCGCCACCGGUGCUGAUGACGACGUGAUAUCACAUGACAUAUCCAGCGACGAUGCGGUGGUGAAUGUCACUAAAAACCAGAUGUCUUUGCAAAGCAAUAACAGCCCCCAAAAGGUGACCACCGAUUGGCGCGAAGUGAAGUCCAAG